AUUGAAGUCUGUGACUACACAGUUUCAAGGUUUGCGCACUGGACAGAUCAGACUGGAUACCAGAUUGAAUAUGGACGAAAAAUAUGAUGUUAUCGUUUUGGGGACAGGCCUAAAAGAAUGCAUACUCAGUAGUUUAAUGUCAAUAGAAGGGAAGAACGUACUUCAUAUUGACAGAAAUAGUUUCUAUGGUGGUGACAUUACGUCCGUAACCCCUAUUGAUUUGCUGUUUGCACGGUUUAAAGUCAAGGCAGACACUAGUAAAUAUCAGCGGGGUAAGGACUGGAACGUCGAUCUGAUUUCGAAGUUUCUGAUGGCAAAUGGAAAACUGGUCAAGAUUCUUAUCCACACCGGUGUAACACGGUAUUUGGAAUUCCGAAGUGUAGAAGGUAGUUAUGUUUACCAGGGAGGAAAUGUCCACAAAGUACCAUGUAACGAAAGCGAAGCUCUUAGUACAAAACUUAUGGAUCUGUUUAAGAAGCGUCGGUUUAGGAAAUUUUUAGUCUGGGUGAUGAACGUAGAUUUGGAUAAACCUGCAACCUGGAAUGAUAUCUACGCAUCACCAUUGGAUAUCAGAAAAGACAAUAUUUCUAACGCUUUUAGUCAUUUUACAAUCGAUGAAGAAAUACAGAAUUUCAUUGGCCAUGCAAUAUGUUUGUUCCAAGAUGAUUCAUACAAAGAGAAUGUACCCGCAGCUGAAGUGAUAAGUCGUAUGCAACUUUAUAGUCAAUCGGUUUGUCGAUUUGGCAAAUCUCCAUAUUUAUACCCGCUUUAUGGACUUGGUGAACUACCUCAAGCAUUCGCUCGUCUUUCUGCUGUUUACGGGGGAACAUAUAUGUUGGAUAAACAUAUUGAUGAACUGGUGAUCGAGGAAGGUAAAGUGAUUGGAGUGAAAUCGGGUAAUGAAAUAGCACGUUGCGACAUGGUUAUCUGCGACCCUAGUUAUGUGCCGAAUAUGGUGAAAAAAGUUGGGCAGGUUGUACGGGCUAUCUGCAUACUUACACACCCAAUAGAUGGUGUACACAAUUCUCUAUCGACUCAAAUUAUUAUUCCUCAGAGUGAAGUUGGUCGCAAACAUGAUAUAUACAUUUCAUGUGUUUCUCAUUCACAUAAUACCUGUCCUGAAAACUUCUUUCUGGCUCAUGUUGCAACUAUUGCUGAGACAGCUAAUCCAGAAAAAGAAUUGGAACCUGGUUUAAAACUUCUUGGAUCAAUUGAACAAGUAUUCUAUUCUACGCAAGAUCUAUUUAUUCCAAUAAAUGACGGGCGUGAAUCUAAGGAUUCAUUUCAUGUUUUUGUUGUGGCACAGACAGAUGAGUGUAUUUGUUUGUUUGUUGUUAUUGUUGCUGUUGUUGUUGACAAAAUGUAUCUUCAUUGCGUUGAAAAUUGCUUGUGUUUUGUUUCGAUAUUUGUGUACUAUUUGUUACUUUGAAAUAGUUCCCUUAAGAAAAACAAUACCCUUUAAAAAUUUCACUGGUUUUUAAGUUCUGUAUUUUGUGUUGUUAUUUUUUUAGAGAUGGUUUUCAUCAAUAAAUCUGCACGUGGUCUAACACAUGUUGAUACCUACCUACAUACCAAUAUGUGUACUAGGCAUCCGUUAUGAGCAGCUUACAUUAUACUUAAAACUCAAGAGGAUCUCCAAAUAAGUAGUCAACGAGCUCGCCUCGUAACCUGAAGAUCCUAGUUUCGAUCCCCAGUGGAGGGGGUCAUGAUUGCGUACUUCAGCCUGGCCGACAGGUCAGUAUCACAAUUAGUUGUGGCUUAUUAGAGUCUGGAAAAUAUGUAACAUUUUCAAGGAACUGAUUUCAAACUAAGUAACCUUUUGAAAACCAUCUCCUAGUUAGCGAAAAAACAAAUUCCCGGUGUAUUAUAUUUAUCGUUUCUCCUGUUAUUGAUUUCAGAUUUUCAUAUCAACAAGUUAUGAUGCUUCUACGCAUUUUGAAUCGACUUGUGCUGAUGUCUUAGACUUGUACGAGCGUAUCACUGGACAUCCGUUUGAUUUUAAUAAAAUAACUCGAUGUGAAGAAGUCGGUGAGUGAGUGAGUAGAUUUCCGCGUAAUUGUCUCUGGAAUGCGAGAAUGGCAUAAUUAAUCUCUGAAGGAUAAGCAAGAAGCUCGAGUUGUCCUGCCAAUAAUUACAUCAUGGUGUCGCUUUGCUUAUUCGCUAUUUUAACUCCUCAGUGUCUUUUACAAUUUAAGAUAAAGUGCUUUUAAUUAAAAGGGUACUUGUUUUAGUUUUUUUUAAAUUUAUUUAUUUGUUUGCCGUGUGUGUAUUCAACAAUCACUUUCUUCUUAUUAUACUUUCUAAUAUUUUCUUUGCUUCAUCGUUUAUGUCAUUCCUUGUGGGUUGAAAGUAUAUUGUGAUAUUUCAUAAUUUUAUAUUACUGCUUCCUUUUCUUCUUAUUCUUAUCCUUCUUUUUCGUGAUGGCCUCAGUGUUUUGUCGUCUCUCUCUCCUCUGUGAUAAGCACAAUCUAUACCUCAAUAUUUUCUAAGAUCUGACUGACUGACUAUUCUAUUAUCUGCAUAUUUAUGCUAGUGUAUGUGUUUGCGUGUGUGUGCAAUACAUUUAUGCCUUGAAGUUUCUUUUUAUUGCUUUAUUUGCCGAUGAUGCAGUCACAUAUUUCUCAAUGGCAUUAUCUCCGGUGAUGAUGGUGGUGAUAUUAUAACAGGUGUGAGGGUCUCUCACCCACUCACCCACGUAUGUUUAUCUCUGCAUUCAUUUGUUAGUGUGUUUCCUUUCUUUUUGACUGUUUAUCAACAGCAACAAUGGAACACAAUCACCGACAUAUAUAUAUUGUAGUUUUCUCUCUCACUUUCUCUUGCCUUUGAAUGUUUUAUGUUGAGCUAUUUAUUUAUGUCAUAUCUUAUUUAUUUUAAUAACUUUGUCGUUUAGUGAUUACAGUGUUUGAAUAAUAAUACUAAUAUUACUAUUACUCUUUCAA
Trichobilharzia regenti is the source of this 2939-nucleotide messenger RNA. Lineage: Eukaryota; Metazoa; Platyhelminthes; Trematoda; Strigeidida; Schistosomatidae. The record is from the annotation of a GenBank genome assembly.